AUGUCUAUUAUUCUAGCUACCCCACCUAGUUUAGCACUAACCGCAUCAGAUUUCUUCGCCUCUGACUUAUGCACAGUGAAUUCCACAAUCAAAAAAGUUUGUCUAAAUGACACGAUAUCAAAACUUGGAACAUGUUACGAGGACUCAUGUUGUACCAGCUUCGAGACCGCAACAUCAUGGCACUACCGUAUAGCUCAAGGAUCUCACGUAGUGUUCAGCUGUCUUGGGAUAAUAGUAAUUGCGAUUUAUGUAUUGAAAUAUGCAUCGAAACAUAUGUUACCUACAAAUGUCAGGGUUCUUGUUUCCAUUAUGUUGCUUUUGAUGUUUGCCCACUCCAUUGACAUGAUUAUGAUACAUGUCUACCACAUUUCCAAAUCCUUCCAAGCCAUCGCAACCAUCCCAUGCUCCGUGAGAGUUCAAGUCUCCUUCUGUGCUCUUUUCCGCUACACCUUCUCAUUCUGCACAUUGGGUUUAGCAUUCUGUCAGUAUUGUCUUUACAUUGACAGGCUUUUCUGUGCAUUGUAUAAUAACUAUUCAAAGUAUCAAGAUGUGAUUCAGUACGUGCUAGUUCUGAAAUGGAUUUCUAUGACUGCUGGGAUCAUUGUUUGGGUUUAUCGAGAGGAAGACUCGGAUUCAUAUCUCCUAUCCUGCCUGAACAUCCCUCUUGACUCAAUGGUAGAUCUCAGUUUUGUCACCGCCGCUGUGUUUCCUAUCAAUAUUGUUUGUUGUUUUCUAUCAGUGAUAAUGUUUCGGCAUUUCAAGAAAAAGGAGAAUCGAACCCGCUUCGAACUUAACAGCCACUUCACUGCCGCCGUUGACGUCGAGUCUUCUGAAUUCCUGUACAUCGUCACUAUCAGUCAAGCCAUUUUCAUUGUCAUUUAUCCAGUACUAUCCCUAUCCAUGAGAUUUUUCUACGAGGACACACCCAGACCCCUGCACUUGACUUUUGCCACUCUUUCUUAUGUAUUCAGCAUAUACUGUUUUGUCAUUCCAUUCGUUAUGAUUGACUAUGGCAGGAAACGGGAUGAUACCAGGAGGACAAGGAUUUGGAGUCAUGUUAAAUUGAAAUCAGUUGGAGCCGAAGGAGCCGAUAAUUAUUUUGGAAUGAUGAAAUCUCAAUGGGAGUGA
Caenorhabditis briggsae is the source of this 1128-nucleotide messenger RNA. RefSeq names its product Protein CBR-SRB-19 (gene Cbr-srb-19). Bases 1 to 1128 code for a protein of 375 amino acids. Gene Ontology annotation, cellular component: membrane. Gene Ontology annotation, biological process: sensory perception of chemical stimulus; detection of chemical stimulus involved in sensory perception. NCBI's taxonomy places the organism in Eukaryota, Metazoa, Nematoda, Chromadorea, Rhabditida, Rhabditidae. The record is from RefSeq and is a predicted model, not a curated record. The transcript is spliced from 5 exons. Gene Ontology annotation, molecular function: olfactory receptor activity; G protein-coupled receptor activity.